Messenger RNA from Vombatus ursinus (common wombat), 1614 nucleotides. RefSeq names its product potassium two pore domain channel subfamily K member 10 (gene KCNK10). The transcript is spliced from 7 exons. Gene Ontology annotation, cellular component: membrane. The record is from RefSeq and is a predicted model, not a curated record. Gene Ontology annotation, molecular function: potassium ion leak channel activity. Lineage: Eukaryota; Metazoa; Chordata; Mammalia; Diprotodontia; Vombatidae. Bases 1 to 1614 code for a protein of 537 amino acids. Gene Ontology annotation, biological process: potassium ion transmembrane transport; stabilization of membrane potential.
AUGAAAUUUCCAAUCGAGACUCCAAGAAAACAGGUGAACUGGGAUCCUCAAGUGGCUGUUCCUGCGGCAGCACCGACUUGUCAGCCCAAGAGUGUCACUAACGGGCACUACACAGCCCCACGCCUCUCGAUUUCCUCUCGAGCCACAGUGGUUGCCAGCAUGGAAAAUACCUCCCAGGGCUUACAGACCGUCAUGAAGUGGAAAACAGUCGUGGCGAUCUUUGUGGUUGUGGUGGUCUAUCUGGUUACAGGAGGUCUUGUCUUCCGGGCACUUGAACAACCCUUCGAGAGCAGCCAGAAGAAUACAAUUGCCUUGGAGAAGGCAGAAUUUCUUCAGGAUCACAAAUGUGUGGGCCCGCAGGAAUUAGAUACACUGAUUCAGCAUGCGCUUGAUGCGGACAAUGCUGGCGUCAGUCCAAUAGGAAAUUCUUCCAACAACAGUAGUCACUGGGACCUUGGAAGUGCCUUUUUCUUUGCUGGGACAGUCAUCACCACCAUAGGAUAUGGAAAUAUUGCUCCAAGCACUGAAGGAGGCAAAAUCUUUUGUAUUUUGUAUGCCAUCUUUGGAAUUCCACUCUUUGGCUUCUUAUUGGCGGGAAUUGGAGACCAGCUUGGAACUAUCUUUGGGAAAAGCAUUGCAAGAGUGGAGCAGGUCUUUCGGAAAAAGCAAGUGAGUCAGACGAAGAUCCGGGUGAUCUCAACCAUAUUAUUCAUCUUGGCAGGCUGCAUUGUAUUUGUAACAAUUCCUGCGGUCAUUUUUAAGUACAUUGAGGGAUGGACAGCCUUGGAAUCCAUAUACUUUGUGGUUGUCACAUUGACCACUGUUGGCUUUGGUGAUUAUGUGGCAGGGGGAAAUGCCGGUAUCAAUUAUCGAGAGUGGUAUAAACCCUUAGUGUGGUUUUGGAUCCUGGUGGGUCUCGCCUACUUUGCUGCCGUCCUCAGCAUGAUUGGAGACUGGCUCCGAGUUCUGUCCAAAAAGACAAAAGAAGAGGUUGGUGAAAUAAAAGCCCACGCAGCCGAGUGGAAAGCCAACGUGACAGCUGAGUUCCGGGAGACACGCAGACGUCUGAGUGUGGAGAUCCAUGAUAAGCUUCAGCGGGCAGCCACAAUCCGAAGCAUGGAACGCAGGCGGUUGGGCUUGGAUCAGAGGGCUCACUCCCUGGACAUGCUAUCUCCUGAGAAGCGCUCAGUCUUCGCGGCGCUGGAGACUGGGCGCUUCAAAGCCUCAUCUCAGGAAAGCAUCAAUAACCGACCCAACAAUUUACGCCUAAAGGGGUCAGAGCAUCUGAACAAACACGGGCAGGGAGCAUCUGAGGACAACAUCAUCAACAAGUUUGGGUCUUCAUCAUCCAAGCUCACCAAGAGGAAAAACAAAGACCUUAAAAAGAGUGUCCCAGAGGAUGUUCAGAAAAUUUACAAGACCUUCCGGAAUUAUUCCCUGGAUGAGGAGAAAAAAGAAGAAGAUUCAGAAAAAAUGUGUAACUCAGACAACUCGAGCACAGCCAUUUUGACUAAUUGUAUCCAGCAGCACUCGGAGAUGGAGAACGGUGUGAUACCUUCUGAGACCAAAGAAAGGGAACAUGAAAACAAAUCAUUACUUGAAGACAGAAAUUAA